Molecule: messenger RNA, 378 nt
Organism: Fraxinus pennsylvanica
Lineage: Eukaryota; Viridiplantae; Streptophyta; Magnoliopsida; Lamiales; Oleaceae
Source: the annotation of a GenBank genome assembly
AUGUUCAAUUCAGACAGAACAAAGGAAGGGAACAUCUAUACAAGUUCAGAUAACAGAGAAAGUUCAUGGAACAAUUUUAACUCAUCUACGAAUGCGAUUUCUUUUGGGUUUGUUGCAACAUUAAUCUUGAUAUUAAUGUUUGUUAUCAUGGUUAUAGUUGAGCAUCUGUUUAGGCCAACAAACGCAUCUGAGGAUGACGCCAGAAGCCAAUCGGAUUCGACACAAAUGCAGAAACUUGGAGAUCAAGAAACAGUACAAACAUCAGACGCAUCAAAUUUCACAAUUUUAAUUAUGCCAGGACAGCAGUGUCCUACUUUCAUUGUUCAACCUGCUCCACUGCCUUGUCAAAGGGAAGCUGUCUCUUGGCCCUCCCAUUAA